Molecule: messenger RNA, 10257 nt
Organism: Spea bombifrons (plains spadefoot toad)
Lineage: Eukaryota; Metazoa; Chordata; Amphibia; Anura; Pelobatidae
Gene: FBN1
Product: fibrillin 1
Exons: 65
Coding region: 441-9083 (2880 amino acids)
Molecular function (GO): calcium ion binding
Source: RefSeq, a predicted model, not a curated record
GGGUUCACUGCUCCCCUCAGCCUUGGAACUUGCUUAUUGUCCCUGACGGCUAGUUUGUUCUAUAAAUUCUAAAUAGCAUCUGUCCGAACACCAAAAGGACCAUGGCGUAUGCUGACUCGAGCGCAUGCUGAAGGUAUGCUGGGAGCUUCUUGCGUCUCCUCAAGCUGCUUGAAGUGUCUACUUUUUGGGGGUAGGGCAGCGCAAGCUUCUGCCUGCGUAACGCAAUUUUCUCAGUAGAUGGAGGAUUCUUGUGAGUGGUAGAGAAGUGCUGUCACUGUAGGGUCUCUCCGCUGCCUCCUCAUUUCAGAAGAGCUCUUAUUUAUCUCUUGGACAGGACCUCUUGGAAAGCAGCAGCCGCCGCAGCAGCUCCGAGCCGCAGCCAGUGAGGGUGAAGUGCAUCAGAAGAAGCCCCUGUGAGCAGCUCCGGCAGAGGCAGCGCGAUGCGGCUGGACGGGGUGUCCGGCUGGGCUCUGGGAUUUAUACUGUGCCUGUCCUUCGGAGCGAGUCGCGGUGCAGAAAAAGAUGCGCCCCCCGAUAGCGCAAAGGAAACCAGAGUGAGCCGGGCCAAGAGAAGAGGUGGAAGUGCCGGAGCAGGACAUGAUGUGCUCAAAGGGCCCAAUGUUUGUGGAUCUCGUUACAAUGUCUACUGUUGCCCAGGAUGGAAAACGCUACCUGGAGGGAACCAGUGUAUUGUCCCCAUUUGUCGACAUUCUUGUGGGGAUGGAUUCUGUUCUCGUCCCAAUAUGUGCACAUGUCCAACUGGUCAGACGGCACCAUCAUGUGGAUCCAAGUCAGUCCAGCAAUGUAACAUCAGAUGUAUGAAUGGCGGAAGCUGCAAUGAAGACCAUUGCCUUUGUCAGAAGGGAUACACCGGUACACACUGCGGCCAACCUGUCUGUGAACAUGGAUGUCUCAAUGGCGGCCGAUGUGUGGCUCCCAAUCGUUGUGCUUGCACGUAUGGCUUUACUGGACCCCAGUGUGAAAGAGAUUACAGGACAGGACCAUGUUUCUCAAUCGUAAGCAACCAGAUGUGCCAGGGACAACUGAGUGGGAUAGUAUGCACCAAGACAUUGUGUUGUGCUACAGUUGGUAGGGCCUGGGGCCAUCCUUGUGAAAUGUGCCCUGCUCAGCCACAUCCUUGUCGCCGGGGCUUCAUACCAAACAUCAGAACAGGAGCCUGUCAAGAUGUGGAUGAAUGCCAAGCAAUCCCUGGGAUGUGUCAAGGAGGAAAUUGCAUUAAUACAGUUGGAUCUUUCGAGUGCAAAUGCCCAGCUGGACACAGGUUUAAUGAAAUCACACAAAAAUGUGAAGAUAUUGACGAAUGCAGCACAAUUCCAGGGAUCUGUGAAUCGGGGGAAUGUGUUAACACAGUUAGCAGUUACUUCUGCAAAUGUCCUCCAGGGUUUUUCACAUCAGCAGAUGGCUCUAGAUGUGUGGAUAUUCGUCCUGGAUAUUGCUUCACUUCCUUAGCCAAUGGAAGAUGCACCAACCAACUCCCUCAACUCCUGCCCAAAAUGCAGUGCUGUUGUGACAAAGGACGAUGCUGGUCAUCAGCGGCAACCACAGCCCCUGAUAUGUGCCCAUUCCGAGGAACAGAUGAAUACCGCAAGCUCUGCAUAGUAGCAGGUUUAUUACCUGGUCAAAUACCUGUACCGGGUCCAGGACCUGAAAUCAUUCCUGGGGUUCCAGAUUUCCGUCCUCCCGUUGGUCCACAGGUACCUCCAGUCUAUCCUCCAGUCUUCCCUCCACCCGUCAUUCCAGGAUAUCCUGUUCCAACCCGUCCUUCAACAGUGGUUGUGCCAUUUAAUAUAUCACAGCAAGUAGCGGACUACUGUAUACUGUUUCGGAAUCUCUGUUUACAUGGCCGCUGUAUUCCCACUCCUGGGAGCUAUCGUUGUGAGUGUAACAAGGGAUUUCAAAUCGACGGCAGAGGAGAGUGCAUUGAUGUUGACGAGUGUGAAAGGAAUCCUUGCCUCCAUGCGGACUGUGUUAACACACAAGGAUCAUAUAUUUGCCAGUGUUAUCCCGGAUUUCAGAGUACAUCAACACGGACAGAAUGCAGAGACAUAGAUGAAUGCUUACAGAAUGGCAGGAUCUGUAACAACGGCCGUUGUGUGAACACAGAUGGAAGUUUUCACUGCGUGUGCAAUGCUGGCUUUCAGGUGUCACCCGAUGGGAAGAACUGCCAAGAUAUGGAUGAAUGCAGUGUAAGGAGCAUGUGCUUAAAUGGAAUGUGUAUUAAUGAGGACGGUAGUUUUAAAUGUAUCUGCAAACCCGGAUUCCAGCUUGCACCAAAUGGAAGGUUCUGUACAGAUAUUGAUGAGUGCGAGACAGCCGGUAUCUGCAUGAACGGCCACUGUGUGAACACAGAAGGAUCCUUUCGAUGUGAAUGUUUCCCUGGCCUUGCAGUUGGACUUGAUGGACGUGUAUGUGUAGACACUCACAUGAGAAGUACUUGCUAUGGUGGUUACAAGAGAGGCCAGUGUGUCAGACCAUUGCUAGGAGCAGUUACAAAAUCAGAAUGCUGCUGUGCCAGUACUGAUUUUGCAUUUGGAGAACCAUGCCAACCAUGCCCUGCCAAAACUUCAGAUGAGUAUCAAGCUUUGUGCAGCAGUGGUCCAGGAAUGACAUCUCUGGGUGCUGAUAUCAAUGAAUGUGCUCUGGAUCCAGAGAUUUGCCCCAAUGGAAUUUGUGAAAACCUUCGAGGAACCUACAAAUGUAUCUGCAAUUCAGGUUAUGAUGUGGACUCUACUGGGAAGAAUUGCAUUGAUAUUGACGAAUGUGCAUUGAACAGACUGCUCUGUGACAACGGACAGUGUCGAAAUACCCCAGGGAGUUUCACCUGUACCUGCCCGAAAGGAUAUGUUUAUAAACCUGACUCUAAAACAUGUGAAGAUAUCGAUGAAUGCGAGUCCAACCCCUGCAUUAAUGGAGUAUGCAAAAAUAUCCCUGGCUCUUUUGUGUGUGAAUGUCCCAUCGGCAGCACUCUGGAUCCAACAAAGACUAUUUGUAUAGAAACUGUAAAGGCAACAUGUUGGCAGAAUAUGGUGGGUAACAAGUGUGAAGUGAACAUCAAUGGAGGGACCUUGAGAUCACAGUGCUGUGCAACACUCGGUGCGGCAUGGGGAAGCCCUUGUAUUCCUUGUGAGCCAGAUCCUGUCUGCGCAAAAGGCUAUGCAAGGACCCGUGGUACACUAUGUGAAGAUGUUAAUGAGUGUGUUGUGUUUCCUGGACUGUGUAUCAAUGCACAGUGUGUGAAUACAAUGGGAUCCUUUGUUUGUCAGUGCCCCAACGGAAUGACUCUUGAUGCUUCUGGGCGUACAUGUAUUGACAUUCGACUGGAAGUCUGCUACCUCAAGCAUGAAGAUGAAGAAUGCACCGCUCCUAUUGCUGGCCGGCACCGGAUGGAUGCAUGCUGCUGCUCUGUUGGCGCUGCUUGGGGCCCAGACUGCGACGAAUGCCCUGCCAAAGGAACGCCGGAGUUUAAUCUUCUCUGCCCCAGAGGGCCAGGCUUUGCAACUAAAGAGAUUACACCAGGAAAAACAUUCUCCAAAGACAUCAAUGAGUGCAAAAUGAUACCAAGUCUCUGCAAGUAUGGGAAGUGCAGAAAUACCAUUGGCAGCUUCAAGUGCAGGUGUGACAAUGGGUUUGCCCUUGAUGCCGAGGAGAGAAAUUGCACAGAUAUCGAUGAGUGCAGAAUAUCGCUUGAUGUCUGUGGACAAGGCAACUGUGUUAAUACCCCUGGAGACUUUGAGUGUGACUGUUUCGAAGGAUAUGAAAGUGGGUUCAUGAUGAUGAAGAACUGCAUGGAUAUUGAUGAAUGUGAACGAAACCCACUGUUGUGCAGGGGUGGUAUCUGCUUGAACACUGACGGGAGCUUUAAGUGUGAAUGUCCUCCUGGCCAUGAAGUGGCUCCUGAUAAUUCUGCUUGCCUUGAUAUAAACGAAUGUGAUCUUAGCGUGGGUCUCUGUCCUCACGGGCGCUGUAUAAACCUCAUUGGGAGAUACCAAUGUGCAUGCGAUCCUGGAUACCAACAGACGGAUGAUAAAUUGUCUUGCAUUGAUAUUGAUGAGUGCCAGUUCUUCAAUGGUGGAUGUGACAGUUUCUGUACCAACUCCGAAGGAAGCUAUGAAUGUAGCUGCAGGGAAGGAUUUGCGCUAAUGCCAGAUCAGAGAUCCUGUACCGAUAUCGACGAGUGUGAAAAUAAUCCAAACAUCUGUGAUGGAGGGCAGUGUACGAAUAUACCAGGAGAAUACAGGUGCCUGUGCUUUGAUGGGUACAUGGCAUCAGAUGAUAUGAAGACUUGUCUUGAUGUGGAUGAGUGCGAGCUCCAUUUAAAUAUUUGCCUCAGUGGAAUUUGUGAAAACACUAAAGGAUCAUUUAUCUGUCACUGUGACCCGGGCUAUUCAGGCAAGAAAGGAGUUACCGGAUGCACAGACAUCAAUGAGUGUGAGAUUGGAGCCCAUAACUGCGACAGACAUGCUGCGUGUACAAACACACCAGGAAGCUUCAAAUGUAGCUGCAGCCCCGGAUGGAUAGGCAAUGGAGUGAAAUGCACAGAUCUUGAUGAAUGCGCCAAUGGAACGCACUUGUGUAGUCCACAUGCAGACUGCAAAAACACGAUGGGGUCGUACCGGUGUCUGUGUAAGGAAGGCUACGUAGGGGAUGGUUUGGUCUGUUCAGAUAUUGAUGAGUGUACAGAGAAUGUUAAUCUGUGUGGCAAUGGACAGUGUCUUAACACCCCUGGAGGAUACCGAUGUGAUUGUGACAUGGGAUUCUUACCGAGCCUUGAUGGGAAGGCCUGUGAAGAUAUUGAUGAGUGCGCCCUCCCCAACAUCUGUGUUUAUGGAACCUGUAAAAACUUGCCAGGGCUGUUCAGGUGUCACUGUGACACAGGGUAUGAGCUGGACCGAAGUGGAGGAAACUGCACAGACGUGGAUGAGUGCGCUGAUCCAACAACUUGCAUUAGUGGCACCUGUGAAAACACUCCCGGAAGCUACAAUUGUGAAUGUCCACCAGAUUUUGAACUCAACCCAACUGGGGUUGGCUGUGUUGAUACCAGGUCCGGCAACUGUUACCUGGACCUGAAACCUCGUGGAGAUAAUGGAGAUGUGGCUUGUAGCAAUGAGAUUGGAGUCAGCAUUUCAAAGGCUUCUUGCUGCUGCUCUCUUGGGAAAGGCUGGGGAACACCUUGUGAACUGUGUCCUGCUGUAAAUUCAAGUGAAUACAAACUCUUGUGUCCUGGAGGAGAAGGUUUUAGACCAAAUCCUAUUACUGUUAUCCUCGAAGAUAUCGAUGAAUGCCUGGAGCUCCCAGGGCUUUGCCAGGGUGGAAAAUGUAUCAAUACCUUCGGCAGUUUCCAAUGUCGCUGUCCAGUUGGUUAUUAUCUUAAUGAAGAGACCCGAGUUUGUGAUGAUGUCAAUGAAUGUGAACAGCCCGGUAUUUGUGGACCAGGAACCUGUUACAAUACAGUUGGAAACUAUACAUGCAUUUGCCCACCCGAUUAUAUGCAAGUCAAUGGAGGAAAUAAUUGUAUGGAUAUGCGAAGGAGCCUAUGCUUCCGUAAUUAUUACACUGACAAUCAAACCUGUGAUGGGGAGCUGCUUUAUAACAUGACUAAGAAGAUGUGUUGCUGUUCAUACAAUAUUGGGCGUGCUUGGAACAGACCGUGUGAGGAGUGUCCAUUACCAAGUACCGAUGAUUUUGCUAGUCUUUGUGGAAGCCCACGACCCGGAUUUGUGAUUGACAUUUACACUGGGCUGCCAGUUGACAUCGAUGAAUGCAGAGAAAUUCCUGGGGUUUGCGAGAAUGGUGUUUGUAUCAAUAUGGUGGGAAGCUUUAGAUGUGAAUGCCCAAUGGGAUUUUUCUACAAUGACAAGCUGCUGAUAUGUGAAGAUAUUGAUGAAUGUCAGAACGGGCCUGUCUGUCAGAGAAAUGCAGACUGCAUUAACACAGCGGGCAGCUAUCGCUGUGACUGCAAACCGGGCUACAAGUUCACCUCCACGGGACAAUGCAUCGAUCGCAAUGAGUGCCAAGAAAUUCCUAACGUGUGCAGUCAUGGAGAGUGCAAAGACAAAACCGGAGGGUAUUACUGCAUUUGCCACAGUGGAUUCAAAACCAACGAGGAUGAAACAAUGUGCCUUGACAUCAACGAGUGUGAAAGGAAUCCUUGUGGAAAUGGAACGUGCAGGAACACCAUUGGUUCAUACAACUGCCGUUGCUUUGAUGGCUUUAUAUUGUCUCACAAUAACGACUGUAUAGAUAUUGAUGAAUGUACAACACUAAAUGGCCAGCUAUGUAGAAAUGGACAAUGUAUCAACACUGUUGGGUCAUUUGAGUGUCUAUGCAAUGAAGGCUAUGAGAUGGCGUCUGAUGGAAGAACUUGCCUGGAUAUCAACGAAUGCGCCCUUGACCCUGGGAAAUGUGCUCCUGGAACGUGUCAAAAUCUGGAUGGCUCGUACCGAUGCAUAUGUCCUCCUGGAUACAUCUUGAAGGAUGACACCUGUGAAGACAUUGAUGAGUGUUCAGAACAGCCUGAUAUUUGUGACUUCGGCACGUGUAGCAAUACUCUCGGCAGCUUCAUCUGUCAGUGCCCAGAGGGAUUUGUCUUAUCAUCAACUGGAAGGAGAUGCCACGAUUUAAGAGUAAGCUUCUGCUAUUCCAAAUUUGAGGAUGGGAAGUGUACUUCUCCCAAGGCUCUAAAUCAAUCAAAACAGGAAUGUUGUUGUGCCAUGGAAGGAGCUGGAUGGGGUAGCCCAUGUGAAUUAUGCCCGACUGAAGGAGAUGAAGCAUUCCGUCAGAUCUGUCGAUUUGGAAGCGGAGUCAUCAUCGGACCAGAUGAUGAACGUAUUGAUAUGGACGAAUGUGUUGACCCAGAAAAAUGUAAAAACGGACUGUGUAUCAAUACAGAUGGCUCUUAUCGGUGUGAAUGUUCCUUUGGCUAUGUACUAACAGGAAACGAAUGUAUAGAUAUUGAUGAAUGCUCAGUUGGAAACCCAUGUGGAAAUGGCACCUGUAAGAAUAUUAUUGGUGGAUUUGAAUGUACCUGUGAAGACGGCUUCGAGCCAGGACCUAUGAUGUCGUGCGAAGAUGUAAAUGAGUGUGCUCAGAACCCCCUUCUCUGUGCUUUCCGUUGUGUCAACACCUAUGGAUCGUAUGAAUGCAAAUGCCCAUCUGGCUAUGUCCUUCGGGAAGACAAAAGAAUGUGCAAGGAUCAGGAUGAGUGUGAAGAUGGUACGCACGACUGUGAAUCCAAACAGAUGACUUGUAAAAAUCUAAUCGGGACAUAUAUGUGCAUAUGUGGACCAGGAUAUCAACGUCGAUUAGAUGGGGAAGGAUGUAUGGAUCUGAAUGAAUGCCAGAAACCUGGUAUAUGCGAAAAUGGAAGAUGUGUGAACACGGUUGGAAGCUAUAAAUGCGAUUGUGCUGAAGGAUUUAAUGCAAGUGCCACAGAGACAGAAUGUGUCGACAACAGAUUGGGCUAUUGUUUCACUGAAGUGUUGCACACCAUGUGCCAAAUGGGAUCUUCAACCAGAAACUCUGUCACUAAGUCUGAGUGCUGCUGUAGCUCCGGCAGAGGCUGGAGUGUCAACUGCGAGAUCUGCCCCUUCCCAGGCACAGUGCAGCAUAAGAAGCUUUGCCCCCAUGGCAAAGGAUUCACCACGGGCGGAGAAGAUAUUGAUGAAUGCCAGGUGCUUCAUGGCAUAUGCCGCAACGGACAAUGUGUCAACGAGAGAGGAACUUACAAGUGUCACUGCAAUCCAGGCUACACUCAGGAUAUAACUGGCACCUCUUGCAUAGAUCUUGAUGAAUGCACUCAGUCUCCCAAACCUUGUAACUUUAUCUGCAAGAACACAGAUGGAAGCUUCCAGUGUUCAUGUCCUCGGGGUUACAUUCUUCAAGAGGAUGGAAGAAGCUGCAAAGAUCUCGAUGAAUGCGCCACGAAGCAGCACAAUUGCCAGUUCAUUUGUGUCAACACAAUUGGCGGAUUUACUUGUAAAUGUCCCCCCGGAUUCACACAGCAUCAUACUGCUUGUAUUGACAACAAUGAGUGUGCUUCAGACAUUAACCUCUGUGGCGCUAAGGGUGUUUGCCAAAAUACACCAGGCAGCUACUCCUGCGAGUGCCAACGUGGAUUUUCCCUGGAUCAGAGUGGAAGUUCAUGUGAAGAUAUUGAUGAGUGUGACGGUAGCCAUCGCUGUCAGCAUGGAUGCCAGAACAUCAUUGGAGGGUAUAGAUGUAGCUGCCCACAGGGCUACCUUCAGCACUACCAGUGGAAUCAGUGUGUAGAUGAGAACGAGUGCAUGAGCAGCCACACCUGCGGAGGAGCUUCUUGCCAUAACACACUGGGAAGCUUCAAGUGUAUCUGCCCGACGGGAUUUCACUUUGAACAGUUUGCCGGCUCCUGCCAGGAUGUCAAUGAAUGCAGCUCUUCUCAGGCGCCUUGCAGCUAUGGCUGCUCUAACACAGAAGGUGGCUAUGUCUGCGGGUGUCCACCUGGAUACUUCCGUGUAGGACAAGGGCACUGCGUGACAGGAGCCGGUUUUGGCAGAGCCCAAGAUUUGGCAGUGAGUGGAGAAAUAGAUGAUAAUUCUCUUUCUCCUGAAGCCUGCUACGACUGUAAAAUCAAUGGCUAUCCUAAGAGAGGAAGGAAGCGCAGGAGUGCGAAUGAGACAUCUCCUGAUGAUGUAGAGGAGGAAUUUCAAAUGGAAGCCCCUAUUAGUCUGGCAAGCUGGGAUGUUGAAAAAACAGCAAUCCUUUCGUUCAACAUAUCUCACCUGAACAGCAGGGAUCGCAUUCUGGAGCUCACCCCUGCCCUCACAACACUUACAAAUCACAACAGAUACUUAAUAGACUCUGGAAAUGAAGAUGGCUUGUUUAGGAUCAACCAAAAGGAAGGGAUAAGUUACCUUCACCUGACCAAGAAGAAACCAGUGGCUGGUAUCUACUCUCUACAGAUCAGCAGUGUGCCCCUCUAUAAGGAGAAAGAGCUUAACCAUCUUGAAGACAAACAUGACAGAGACUACCUUAUUGGCGAACUGGGUGACAUUCUUAAAAUGAAAAUUAAAAUCCUACUUCAUUAAUUCCUCAACCAAAGACCAACUAAAUAAAACCAAAACAUUAAUAGGUAGACACAACCCACCCCUCCCCUUCACUGAUUUCCCGUAGAAUAGGUACAAAAGCCUCAUAAAUAUUUUCUAUGGAUUUAAACAAAGCACUUUCUUCUCAUGACAUAUGCAAGGUACAGGAUCAAUAUCCUAGCUCAAUACAACCACUUUCUCAGGCUUCUUACAUAUUAUGUAACUGAGCUACCUUGACAUGCUCGAUAUGCCGAAAUUAAACUUGGAACUUUUGACCAUUGAUGCUGAGACACCCAAUCAUUUCAGCAGAGGUACAUGCAUUUAAUCUCUCCGUGGACUUAUAUCGGCUUUACUUACUCUGUUACCUACAACUUCACUACAACCUUUACCAUAACUUUUUUUUGGUGCUAGUAACGUUUAAAAGAGAUUUUUUUUAACAAAUGCACUGUAUUAUUAACACACAAUAGAAGCCAACCAUUACUCUAAAACUUUAAUUUACAAAAAAAAAAAGAAAAGCAACCAAAGUUAGCUUGUUUAUCUCAGUUAUCAAUUGUUAUAUGUCAUGUAUAUGACAUGUGUGUAUACUGUAUCCAUACAUUUAUUUAUCUAUCCUUGAAGCCUUUGUAAACUAGAUGAAAACUCUUAAUGUGGAGGGUUUUUGAUGGUGCUUAUAAAUACCAACUACUUGUUAAAUGUAUACACAUACCUAGUGGUGCAAUUUCUGUUACUAGGUUAAAUGCACUGAGGUCAGUUGACCAUGCAGGAUUCUCAGAUGAAAAUCAGUGCCAUACUACAAUAUGACAUACAUUGCACAUGAAACGUACCCAGAGGCAUCUGAACGAAGGGCUCUGUGUUAUACAUGUCACAUAUCAAACCAGUGUUUGUAGUCUUUAAUAUUUCAUUCCAUAUGGUUUCAACAACCCAGAAAAGUAGUUCGGUGUCACCUUGCUUAUUUUAUUGUACAACAAAUUAUUACUGUAUAUGUAGUUUAAACAUUGAUGGAUAUUGAAAAAUGAAGACAAUAUGCUUUCUUAUAAUGUCCUGUGGUACUCAAUUUUUGCAUAAUUACUAAACAAGUAAAAAAAAAAAAACUGUCUUUCAUAAGUGUGCAGAAAACCCAUUAAAUUUACAAAAUAAAUCAACAGCCAAUUCACUGCUGUGACUAUUAAAACGUGAA